AGUCGUUCGUUAAUGGCGUGUUGUUGUGGGUCGAAGGAACGAUCAAGCUAUUAAAAAAUUGAAACAGAAAUGAGCGUAACGCAAAUUUUACCCGUUUACCAUCGUAUCGUGAACGGAGUGCCGGUGCCCUUUUCACGCAGGUCAUUCAGGGCAAAAGAAAAAUAUGUGAUAUUCUUGGUUUUCAUUACUUUUGGACUUGUGUGUUUCGGUACGUUCUUUUUCUUGCCUGAGUUUCGGGGAUCAAAUGGCCCGGCGGAAAGUAUGUAUAAAGUUUAUGAUCAGAUAAAAAGAGCAGGACCGGAGCUGUUGAUACCUCCGCCGCCACAUUUAGAGGACAGCAGGGAAUCUCAGAAAUUGGUGAGGCACGAGGCCGAUGCUCAACUGGACCCCCACAUCAUAGGAGACAGGCAAAAGUUAAAGGCCAAAAUCGAUCAAGAUACCGAACUAAAAGUGCUUGAAAGACCCGAUUUCGGGCGACCAAAGACAUCUUCAACUGCCAGCAGAGCAAAUGUGGCAAACCAGGUAGAUGAGAACGUGGGAGCCGAAGAUAUGGGUAUCCCUCUGGAAGCUGGGGUUGUCACCGUACCCCCCGCAGCCAGUGACCACUAUCCCAUGAUACAUGGGGGCGAAGAUCGCACAUUACAGGCCAGAGAACGCAGGGAAAAAAUAAAAGAGAUGACUAAACACGCUUGGGACAACUACGUGAGAUACGCUUGGGGAAAAAACGAGCUACGACCUAUUUCGAAAAGAGGACAUACUGGAAGUAUUUUUGGUUCGAUGCCGAUGGCAGCUACCAUCCUUGAUGGACUCGACACCCUGUAUAUUAUGGGCAUGAUGGAGGAAUUCAAGCAGGCCAAAGAUUGGCUUGUUAACGAAUUUGACAUGAAUAACAUGUCCAACGACGUUUCCGUGUUCGAAGUCAACAUCCGUUUUGUCGGAGGUCUUUUGGCUUGCUACGCAAUGACCGGUGACGUCAUGUUUAGAGAUAAAGCACAGAUGAUAGCCGAGAAGUUAUUGCCGGCAUUCGAAACGCCAACAGGAAUUCCAAAUGCUCUGGUCAACUUCAAAACAGGAAAUAGCAAAAAUUACGGUUGGGCCAGCGGAGCAUCCAGUAUAUUAUCUGAAUUUGGUACUCUACACUUAGAGUUCGCGUACUUAAGUGAUGUCACAGGUAAACCUGUAUACAAGAACAAGGUCGAUCAUAUCAGGCAGUUCGUUGAAAGUUUGGAAAAACCAAAUGGGCUAUAUCCAAAUUAUCUUAAUCCCAAAACUGGAAAAUGGGGACAACAUCAUAUGUCCAUGGGAGCCCUUGGCGACAGUUUCUACGAAUACUUGCUAAAAGCCUGGCUUCAAACCAACAAAGAAGAUAACGAAGUACGUCAAAUGUUCGACGAUGCCAUGCAAGCUGUAAUGAGGCAUAUGCUUCAAACUUCCCAAAAUGGAAUGAUGUACUUUGCCGAAUUGAAAUUCGAUAGACCUGAACAUAAAAUGGAUCAUUUAGGAUGCUUCUCAGGUGGCCUUUUCGCUUUGGCAUCCCAUACCCUUAAAAACUCGAUGUCAGAAAGGUACAUGGACAUCGCCAAAAAUCUAACACAUACUUGCCACGAGUCGUACGACCGUUCUGCCACAAAACUGGGACCAGAAGCGUUCAGAUUUACCGAGGGAUCUGAGGCGAGAGCUCUGAAAAAUUCCGAAAAAUAUUACAUACUCAGACCGGAGGUUAUCGAAUCCUAUUUCUAUUUGUACAGACUGACUAAGGACCAGAAGUACAGGGACUGGGGAUGGGAGGCAGUUCAGGCUUUGGAAAAGCACUGUAGAGUUCCGGGAGGUUACACAGGGUUAAAAAAUGUUUAUUCAGAAGAUCCUCAGCAAGAUGAUGUCCAACAAAGUUUCUUUAUUGCUGAAGUUCUAAAGUAUCUGUAUCUUCUCUACUCUGAUGAAGAACUCUUCGCCUUGGACAAAUGGGUGUUCAACACUGAGGGUCACCCGUUGCCGAUUAAGGGGGUGAAUCCUUAUUACAGGGAAGCUUCCCCAUAACUCCGGUCCUUGAAAAUUAAUUUUUUCCUCGAUUCUUAAAAAGACGAAGUAUUUAUUUAAUAUAUCGAUAGGCGUGAUUUUGCGAAGCGAAUAUUAAAAUUAGUGCGAGUGUGUUUUUGUGUGGUAAGCUGUGAUGAUAAAAACAUAAUUUUGUGUUAAAGUGAAUUGUAAAUAUUAGCGUGUAAAGAGUAAUUAAUUUUUAUUACUUAUUGUUGCUUAUUUUACGCUGUAUAAGUCCUAUGGACUAUUCUAAUGGCUUCUUUUAAUAACAAUUAAGUACUACAAAAUUAUCUGAUGUUGUAAUUUUUACAGAAACUAUAAAAAGGUAUUCAAAAAAUUACCAAGUAGUUUUGUGACGAUUAUGGUCAAUUAUAUCAAAAAUUAAUCAAAACAAAAUUUCCAUAAGCC
Brassicogethes aeneus is the source of this 2445-nucleotide messenger RNA. Lineage: Eukaryota; Metazoa; Arthropoda; Insecta; Coleoptera; Nitidulidae. The record is from the annotation of a GenBank genome assembly.